GUGCUGGAUCACAGUGCUGUUCAGUGGGUGCGAUGCGUAGCAGAAGAACAGAAAAAAAAUCAACAAUGUAAAGGGUGUAAGAGACUGCUGCUGGAGUCAAUUCACCACAGCUGUAUCUGAUAGACAGAGCUUGUCAACAUUCGCAACUGCUGUUUUUUCAGUAUAAAUACUCUGCUUCUUUCCAUCUUCACCCAUAAAUGUUCUUUUCUCUCUUUUUCUCUUAUUGUCAAUUCUUAGAUAAUUGAUUUGCUUUUCAAAAUUCAUUUUUUCCACUUCAGAGAAUUUAUCAGUAAUUACGGUUACAGUUAUAAACAUAAUUGUAAUUAUAAUUCAAUCCAUAACCUUAACCAUAACUCUCUUGGACACAACACCAAGAAAAAUAACUUUAGCUACUUUCAGCAGAAAAACCCUUAUAUCCUUUUUGUUCAUUUUCUUUUACUUUUAAUUUUAUCAUCUCUCAUAAUGUUUUCGUAUUUGAAGCACCAUUUCAAAGAUUACUCAAUUGAAACCCCCUCACAAGCUCCAAUUGCUCCUGGUCAGCCCCCAAAUCAAAGGAAUAUUUAUCAACUACGUAAAAAUUUUGGUGUUAAUUUAGGCUCCAUCUUUAUUUUGGAAUCCUUUAUGUAUGGCGAUUUUUUCAUUAAUAAUACAAAAGCAGAGCUAGAUUGCAUAACUGAACAUGUAUCCCAAAAUGGGUUGGAUGCUACAAGACAAUUGCUAGAGAAUCAUUGGAAGAGUUUUAUGACCGAUGAAGACUGGCAAUAUUUGAAACAAAUUGGUGUAACUAGUGUUAGAAUUCCAAUUGGUUACUGGGAAAUUAAUUCUGGCUUUAUUAAUGAGGACACCCCCUUUGAAGAUAUAUCUGCCGUGUAUCAAAAUGCUUGGGACAUCUACAAGAAAUUUUAUAUUGAGAAAGCUUCUACUUAUAAUAUAUCCGUUUUAGUUGAUUUGCAUGCUUUGCCUGGUGGUGCAAACACUGGUGAUCACAGUGGUCAAAUUUUAUCUGAGCCUGAAUUUUGGAGCUCUACUAGCUAUAGAAUUAAAGCUUUAAAAUGUCUUAAGUUUAUAGCUAGCGAUAUUUUGCGUUAUGAUAAUAUAGCUGGUUUACAAAUUGUUAAUGAAAGUGUAUUUAGUAGUGAUGGAGAAAGUCAAGAUAAAUAUUAUAGACAAGCAAUCCAUGAUAUUAGAAAGAAAAAUCCAGAUGUUCCAAUAAUUAUUAGCGAUGGCUGGUCUCCAAAUCAAUGGGUUAAAUGGGUCAAUAACUUGGAGCUGGAAGUUGGUGGCUAUUUGGGUUUGGUUAUUGAUUCCCACGUUUAUAGAUGCUUUUCCGAAGAUGAUAAAAGCAAAAACCCUGACCAAAUUAUUAGUGAAUUGGAUGAAACUGUUUUUAAUCCUAAAACCUUGGAAGGUCAAGCGGAUAUCUUAGUUGGAGAGUAUUCUUGUGUGUUGGACUCUUCAUCCUGGGAAAAAUUUAAUGGAAAUAGAGAUGAAAAAGUCAAAGAGUAUGGUCAAGCGUUAUCAUUUUUAUUUAAUCAAAGGACAUCUGGCUUUUAUUUUUGGACUUAUAAGUUUCAAUACGGAGAUGGUGGGGAAUGGGGAUUUCCCAAGAUGGUCAAAGAUGGAGCAAUCCCACAAAGACAAUCCUACACUCAAAGAAUUCCUGAUGAAAAUGAAUUUAAUACUAUUCUAAACAGUAGUUUUAAUGAUCAUUCGAAUUAUUGGAAUAGUCAAAAUCCAAAUGAGGCAUGGGAACAUGACAGAUACAAAGAAGGAUUCAUAACAGGUUGGAACGAUUCCGUUGAGUUUAGCAAGUUUGAUGGGUCCAAAAUUGGUCGAAUCAAUGCUAUUAAAACAGCCAGAAAAAAUGAGCAUAUUUACGCUAGAGGCUCAAGCGAUAAAAUUUGGGAGUGGGAUUCUGGAUACACUGCAGGAAUUGAAGAAUUUCAAAAGGCUGCAUUUUAGAAAUAUAUAGAAACAUUAUAUUGUCAGCAUAGUUUAUAUUUAAAUUUUCAAUUGUCCUAGUCAGUUCAAUCUGUAAGAUCAACAAAAUCAGCAAAAUCAAC
Ascoidea rubescens DSM 1968 is the source of this 2063-nucleotide messenger RNA. RefSeq names its product glycoside hydrolase family 5 protein. Gene Ontology annotation, cellular component: extracellular region; cell surface. The transcript has a single exon. The coding region runs from base 463 to 1962 and encodes 499 amino acids. Gene Ontology annotation, biological process: glucan catabolic process. NCBI's taxonomy places the organism in Eukaryota, Fungi, Ascomycota, Saccharomycetes, Ascoideales, Ascoideaceae. The record is from RefSeq and is a predicted model, not a curated record. Gene Ontology annotation, molecular function: glucan endo-1,6-beta-glucosidase activity.